This is a messenger RNA of Cooperia oncophora, 150 nucleotides long. NCBI's taxonomy places the organism in Eukaryota, Metazoa, Nematoda, Chromadorea, Rhabditida, Trichostrongylidae. The record is from the annotation of a GenBank genome assembly.
AUGGAUUCUGACUUGUAUGACGAGUUCGGUAACUACAUCGGACCUGAGCUCGGCUCUGACGAUGAGGAAAAUGAAGACGAUGUCCCCCUCGCUGGAGACGCUGAUGAAGAAGCAGAAGAGGCUGAUGACCAGGUAGUGAUAACUGUUUAG